AUGAAUCAUCCCGAAAUUCCUACAUAUACCCCUGGUACUGUAUUAUCUGUCGGAACUCAUCAUGCAAAGAUUUUGAAGUAUAUUGCAAGUGGUGGGUUUGCUCAAGUUUAUUCAGCCGAGAUGUUUCCUGCUGAUACGCCCACUGGAACCAAUAAAGUAUGUUUGAAAAGAGUUAUAAUUCCUGAGAAGGCUGGAUUAAAUGCUCUGAGAGCAGAAGUCAACGCUAUGAAACUUUUGAAGGGUAGUAAGCAUGUGGUUUGUUAUAUCGAUUCGCAUGCUGCAAGAUCUCUCUUACAAAAUGGUACUUACGAAGUGUUUUUAUUAAUGGAAUUUUGUACUGCAGGUGGAUUGAUAGAUUUUAUGAAUACUAGGUUACAAAACAGAUUGAAGGAAUAUGAAAUUCUGAACAUUAUGAGCCAGGUGACUCAAGGUAUUGCCGCUAUGCAUGCUUUACAACCCCCACUGAUACACCGUGAUAUAAAGAUUGAAAAUGUUCUGAUUUCCGCUGAUGGUGAAUACAAAGUUUGCGAUUUUGGAUCUGUAAGUGGUCCUAUUCGUCCACCAAGAAACCCUCAAGAAUUUGCCUUUGUGCAACAUGAUAUUCUAAAGAACACUACAGCUCAAUACAGAUCUCCGGAAAUGAUCGAUCUCUAUCGUUGUCAAGCAAUUGAUGAAAAAUCAGAUAUUUGGGCCCUAGGGAUUUUCCUCUACAAACUCUGUUAUUAUACCACACCUUUUGAAAAAGGUGGUGAUCAAGCCAUUUUGCACUCAAGAUAUCAAUUCUUGGCUCAUCCCAUUUACAGUGACCGUCUAAAAAAUUUGAUCAGUUGGAUGUUAUCCCAACAACCCAUGCAGAGACCUAAUAUCUGUCAAGUUCUGGAAGAGGUGUCUAGGAUGCAGGGAGUCAGUAGCCCCAUGAGAAAUUUUUAUCUAUUGAGAGCCAUGCAACAUACGAAUACGAGUACUUCUUUCAUUACUCCACCUGUAUCUAUGGUGAAUACCAAUACCUUUAUGGCUCCUCCUGCACAAGUGGCUCCUUUAACGCCAGCACAGUCCUUGGGUGCUAAUGGUAUGCCCGUAGGGGUGACUCCUCAACCUAUGCCCAUCAUGGCAAAAACAAGAUCUGGUAUCAGUACUGGUGGUAAUAUUUUCCCAGGUGCAGCAAAUCCAAUGGUGGUACCUACUCAGCUGGGACCUGCUCAAGUGGCGGGACCUGUACCAAUGGGUAGCCAAGAUAUGUCCUCUGGCAUACUGCCGCCUUUUAACAGAGCUAGCACAUUGCCAACGGAUGGUUUCUCUACUGGUCCAGGGAAGGAUGGUGGUGUAAUCACAAGUGCAGUCAAUACUGGCCCAGAGACAAUAAAAGAUAGGCCAUUUAACUACGUGGAUUCUGAAACUCAAACAUCUGAUGCGGGAUCUAUAACAACUUCAAAGCCUUACUUACAUCCAUCAGCGGUUUCUUCUACUCGUUCGUUGCCAGCACAAAAUGCAGACCAUGAUUCAAGACCCAGAUCUUCCAGUCUGGAUUUCAAGAGUGCUGCUCGCAAGAAACCGGCUGAUGAGGAAAUCCUAGAGAACUUGAUUGCCUUGUCUAACAGACGCGAUGAUCCUAACAAGCGUAAUAGUUUCAAUUCUUUCAAUUCUUCGCCAAUAGGACAAAGAAGUCCAACUGGGGGUGCAAACGUUCCAACUACGCCCGAUUCUCUAGCAAGGAUUAAGAGCAACCCAGAUACAAAGGAGUCUAUCCAGAAAAAGGUUCAAUCAUUACUCAAAGCAGCAGAGGAUUCGCCAAAGAACAAAAGUACUUCCGAAAUUGUUAAUAUAAGAACGACAACAUCAUCAUUUUCAGAGAAUGGUCUCAGGAAGACUACUUCCAACGUGGAGAAUGGCAAGUCAACCACCAGGAGCAUCAAGACUCCAUCCUCAGUUAAUGGAAAAUCGGAAUCUAAAUCCAAACCACCUCCACCUCCACCUAAACCUGAGCAUUUGAGACCUAAAAAACCUCCUAAACCAGCCUUCCUUUCAGGUAAAAGGAAAGAGCCCGAAGUUUUGCUAAAUGAAGUUAAGGAUGCAGUAAUGGAUUCGAAUGUUGACACAAUAGAAACCGAUGUUUAG
Molecule: messenger RNA, 2115 nt
Organism: Zygosaccharomyces rouxii
Lineage: Eukaryota; Fungi; Ascomycota; Saccharomycetes; Saccharomycetales; Saccharomycetaceae
Product: Ark/Prk/Nak family serine/threonine-protein kinase
Exons: 1
Coding region: 1-2115 (704 amino acids)
Biological process (GO): actin cortical patch assembly; actin filament organization; protein autophosphorylation
Cellular component (GO): cytoplasm
Molecular function (GO): protein serine/threonine kinase activity; ATP binding
Source: RefSeq, a predicted model, not a curated record